UUGACCUUGGACUUCAAGGUCACCCGAUGACCUUGACCUUGGACUUCAAGGUCACUUAAUAGCCUUGACCUUCAGUUGUAAGAACGUUUCGUCAUAACACUUGAGUCGUCAUACAACUGUGACAACACCUGGCUAUACGUAGUUUACUUAUGAUGUAAUAUUUAUGACGUAAAUAUGAGAUCAUUGUAAUAGUUUGUGGUAUUACUGAUAUUGUAUGUUGGCACAAGACAUGCGCAGGAAGUAGUUUUCCUUCUGGAGUUUUUGAUUCAUUAAUAUUAAUAAAGCGGAUGACCAGAGUGAUUAAGCCACGCGCAGUGCAAUUUUGUUGCAACAGUAUAAUAAUAAGUAUUUAUUCACUAUGGUAAUGGAUUCAACGAAGUGCGUGUAAAGUAAACAAGUGUAGUUAUGCAACGUGUGAUACAGCCUUGAGGUUUCUUUAUAAGCUGAGGAGGAAGUUUUACCCAACAGUGUUCUGUUCAUGCUUUCCAAGACACUUCUAAUAUACAGGUAUGUAUUUCAUACAAUUACGUUCCAUUAUUUUCUACGUUUUUUGAAAAAUAUGUUGUUUUUCCAAAACUAACUAUUGGUAAAUUAUUUACAAAUUGUGUUAAACUAGUAUUAAUUUGGUUUUAUUAAAUAGAUGAAAACAGUGCAUUUUAAAUUUUGUAAUUUAAAAAAUAUUAAAUUUCUUUUGUAUUGAUUAUUAACGAUUUUAAUUUUGUGUUUUAGAAAUGGAUUCUGAAACAGUCGUUGACUUGACACAAUCCGAAGAGCAUUCUUCAAUACUACGUAAGCUUCUAAGUACUCCUCCACCUCCACCACUUAAACAGCAACAGCAACAGCAACAGCAACAGAAACAGCAACAGAAACAGCAACAGCAACAGCAACAGCAGCUGACACAACAACCGUCUACUUCUUCAUCUUUCGAUCAUAAAUAAUGGAAUCUUUUCUACCAUUUAAAAAAAGAAAACAUACUUUUGUUUCUGAACCAAUGAACAUUGAUAAUAAUGAAGAAGAAGAGCUCAUGGAAUUAGAACAGGAAAAUAAUUAUUCUCUAUCACCAUCUACAUCAUCAUCAUUAUCUUCUGAUGAAAAUAAAUUAUUAGAAGUUCCCAAUUUAAAACGAAAAAAACACAGAUUAAAAUUAGUAUGUCCAAAUUAUAAAUUUAUAGAAAUUGAAAAUGCGUUUAAAGGUAUUUUAAAAACGUACUA
Messenger RNA from Homalodisca vitripennis (glassy-winged sharpshooter), 1212 nucleotides. Its product is annotated as putative mediator of RNA polymerase II transcription subunit 21. NCBI's taxonomy places the organism in Eukaryota, Metazoa, Arthropoda, Insecta, Hemiptera, Cicadellidae. The transcript has 2 exons. The record is from RefSeq and is a predicted model, not a curated record. The coding region runs from base 732 to 938 and encodes 68 amino acids.